Coregonus clupeaformis (lake whitefish) is the source of this 2104-nucleotide messenger RNA. Its product is annotated as failed axon connections homolog. Gene Ontology annotation, cellular component: cytoplasm. The transcript is spliced from 6 exons. The coding region runs from base 192 to 1424 and encodes 410 amino acids. Lineage: Eukaryota; Metazoa; Chordata; Actinopteri; Salmoniformes; Salmonidae. The record is from RefSeq and is a predicted model, not a curated record.
ACAGAGCGGCGACGAUCCGCUGCGAAGGAUACCGCCCCGCUGCGGGGACGGGACAACCGCCAGGCGAGAUGGCCGCUAUCCCUUUCUUCCUCGCAUCCCGCAUCGCAACGACCCCUUGGCACCCAUGAAGCCCCCGUUGAUGAAGCCAAAACCGGCUAAAGCAAGGCGGAAAGAGGCCACUGAGAGAGAGAAUGUACUGGCGCGUCGGGUUCGCCUGGACGCGCUCAUGUGUGGUUGAUCUUGGACGGAACCAGAGCUUCUCCUUCGGCUUGUGUGGCUCCAAUGAGCAGCUCUCGUUGUAUGGGUACAUCAUCGCCUACCCUCUGCAGGACUACGGCGGGAUCAUGCCGCUCCUUGGGUCGGACUCGUGGUGGCGGAAAACGCUCUAUCUGACCGGGGGCGCUCUGCUUGCCGCCGCUGCCUAUCUACUGCACGAGCUGCUCGCCAUCAGGAAGGAGCAGGAGCUGAACUCUAAAGAUGCCAUCAUCCUCCACCAGUUCUCCAGGCCAAAGAGUGGUGUCCCUUCCCUCUCCCCCUUCUGCCUCAAGAUGGAGACCUACCUACGCAUGGUGGACCUGCCCUACCAGAACUACUUUGAUGGGAAGCUGUCUCCCCAGGGGAAGAUGCCAUGGAUAGAGUACAACCAGGAGCAGGUGUCUGGUACAGAGUUCAUCAUCGACUUCCUGGAGCAGAAGCUGGGCGUGAGCCUCGACAAGAACCUCAGUCCCCCAGAGAAGGCUGUGUCCCAGGCUGUCACCAAGAUGGUGGAGGAACACUUCUACUGGACCAUAGCUUACUGUCAGUGGGUGGACAACCUGGAGGAGACCCAGAAGAUGCUGGCGGUGAGCGGGCCACUGAGUGACCUACUCAAGUGGAUCCUGAGUCACCUGACUGGCGGCAUCGUGAAGAGGGAGAUGUACGGCCACGGGAUUGGACGGUUCACCAAGGAGCAGGUCUACACUCUAAUGGAGAAGGACAUGAGAACGCUGGCCACCCUGCUCGGUGAUAAGAAGUACCUGAUGGGUCCUAAGCUGUCCUUGGUGGAUGCCACUGUGUUCAGCCAUCUAGCCCCUGCCAUGUGGACCCUGCCGGGCACAAGGCCAGAGCAACUCAUCAAAGGCGAGCUGAUCAACCUGGCCAUUUACUGUGAGAGGAUCCGCCGGCGCUUCUGGCCCGAGUGGUUCAUUGACCUGGAGGAUUUCUGUUACGAUGACACCACAGAGGACGAUGACUCCCCGUCCAAACUCCAGGACCUGGGGCUCUACUCCCGUACAGACACCUUCCAGGAUGAGACCAGCCCUCCUCACACACACACGCCCACGCACACACACACAAUCUCGCCAGACAGUGACCACACGGGCCACUCGCUAUACGACUCGGACAUGGACACAGAGUGCUCCGAGAUGGAGCAGCUCAAGUGUUGAUCGCUGUAUGACACACACACGACACACACACCGCCAGGAGGGGAAUCGUGUGUCGUCGUCCCCUCCCCACCCCCCUCCCCAACACAGCGCCCUGUACCUGUUGAGCAGGGAAUAACUACUGGGGGGCAUUUCUUGUUGCCAGAGGCUGUUGUUGUUUGUGCUAAUGAGUGAUGGAUUCAGAGAUUCUACACACACAAUGGGCUAGAAGAAAUGAAAGACUGAAUAUAGAGAUAAAGGAGUAGAGAUAGAGGAGUAGAGAUAGAGGAGUAGAGAUAGAGGAGUAGAGAUAGAGGAGUAGAGAUAGAGGAGUAGAGAUAGAGGAGUAGAGAUGAAGGAGUAGAGAUAGAGGAGUAGAGAGAAAAACAGCCAAAGAGGAAAAGAUAAACCGAUGGAGAAAAGAGUUGAGAAAAAGAAGGAUCAGGAGUUAAUGACGCCAUCGCUGAGAAACUCCUCCGCCUGGGUUUCCCAUUGUCGAGUUGAUGUUACCAUGGCAACAGCGUGUGUGUUACCUGUGUCCCCCAAAUGAGAUGCGUUGUCCCAACCAUGUGUGUUUGACAUACUGACCCCCUGACUUGCGUCCUUGCAAAAUAUGAAUCAUUGUAUUGAUAUUAUAUUGAUAUGUCAGACACUGUUCAGACAAGAUGCAGAUGAGUGCAGUUCCAUAUAAAUACGUCAUCAGA